Osmerus eperlanus (European smelt) is the source of this 7249-nucleotide messenger RNA. It is a transcript of the gene abl2, whose product is annotated as c-abl oncogene 2, non-receptor tyrosine kinase. Gene Ontology annotation, biological process: regulation of apoptotic process; protein phosphorylation. The record is from RefSeq and is a predicted model, not a curated record. NCBI's taxonomy places the organism in Eukaryota, Metazoa, Chordata, Actinopteri, Osmeriformes, Osmeridae. The transcript has 12 exons. The coding region runs from base 464 to 4114 and encodes 1216 amino acids. Gene Ontology annotation, molecular function: protein binding; ATP binding; non-membrane spanning protein tyrosine kinase activity.
UAAGCAUUUGGGACGCGGGGGACGGGAAUGGAUCAUUGUGACCGGGGGAUCGAAACCCCCCUUGCGAAACACAUCUCGCUCUAUUCUGCGGUAAAGAUGGCGGUGGUAGAGGGGGCGCGCAGUGGCCGGAGCACGGCGAAACGACCCUGAAAGGGUCCCUAUUCUACAGAAUUUUGAGCGUGGGGUACCGAACAUUGCCACCUGGCUACAGAACGAACAGUUGUUGAACCGUUAAUUUCAGUGAUACGUUGAGCUUUUUGCUUUAUUGUUUGAGGCAGGGGUGGGUGGGUUCCACACUGAUAUCUGGCUAGCAAGCUAUCGAGCUAGGAGUCCGUGGAAGAAGAGAGGGGGUUGAAAGAAGACUAUUUGGAACAGGCCGCUCCACAGUUGGGGGAUGUGAGCCAAAACGAGCGCUGGAGGUUUGCUUGCUUCGUCCCGAACAUCUUUACACCUAAUUGCGGGGAUGGGACAACAGGUAGGCCGCGUUGCUGAGGGCACAGCCGCCGGGAUACAACCGCCACAGCCCCACGCGACUCCGCAGCACCAGGGAAAGGGGAACCGUGGAAGCAACACCGGGAGGAGACCCAGGGAUGUCUGCACUACUGGGACACCGCCUGGCAGGGCAGCUACCGUUAACGUUCCAGACCCUGGAAUCAAUAUAUUCACCCAACAUUCAGAAGCGCUCCACCGGCCCUUCGGCCUGGACUCUGCGGCGCUGACGGAGGCUGUGCGCUGGAGCUCCAAGGAGAACCUCCUGGGCGCGGCCGAGAGUGACCCCAACCUCUUCCUUGCACUUUACGACUUUGUCGCCAGCGGCGACAACACGCUGAGCAUCACAAAAGGAGAGAAGCUCCGCGUCCUGGGCUACAACCAGAACGGAGAGUGGAGCGAGGUGCGGUCCAAGAACGGCCAGGGCUGGGUGCCUAGCAACUACAUCACGCCGGUGAACAGCCUGGAGAAGCACAGCUGGUACCACGGGCCGGUGUCCCGCAGCGCGGCCGAGUACCUGCUGUCCAGCCUCAUCAACGGAAGCUUCCUGGUGCGGGAGAGCGAGAGCAGCCCUGGACAGCUGUCCAUCUCGCUGCGCUACGAGGGCCGGGUCUACCACUACCGCAUCAACACCGCCUCCGACGGCAAGGUGUACGUCACGGCGGAGAGCCGCUUCGCCACGCUGGCAGAGCUGGUGCACCACCACUCCACGGUGGCCGAUGGGCUGGUGACCACGCUGCACUACCCGGCGCCCAAGUGCAACAAGCCCACGGUGUACGGCGUGUCGCCCAUCCACGACAAGUGGGAGAUGGAGCGCACCGACAUCACCAUGAAGCACAAGCUGGGCGGCGGGCAGUACGGGGAGGUGUACGUGGGCGUGUGGAAGAAGUACAACCUGACAGUGGCUGUGAAGACCCUGAAGGAAGACACGAUGGAGGUGGAGGAGUUCCUAAAGGAGGCUGCAGUCAUGAAAGAAGUCAAACACCCAAACCUGGUUCAGCUCCUGGGUGUGUGUACCCUGGAGCCCCCCUUCUACAUCGUCACGGAGUACAUGCCCCACGGCAACCUGCUGGACUACCUGCGUGAGUGUGACCGCGAGGAGGUGAACGCCGUAGUGCUGCUCUACAUGGCCACGCAGAUCUCCUCCGCCAUGGAGUACCUGGAGAAGAAGAACUUCAUCCACAGGGACCUGGCUGCCAGGAACUGCCUGGUGGGGGAGAACCAUGUGGUGAAGGUGGCCGACUUCGGCCUGAGCCGGCUGAUGACGGGCGACACCUACACCGCCCACGCCGGCGCCAAGUUCCCCAUCAAGUGGACCGCCCCCGAGAGCCUAGCCUACAACACCUUCUCCAUCAAGUCUGAUGUCUGGGCGUUUGGCGUGUUGCUAUGGGAGAUCGCCACCUACGGCAUGUCUCCCUACCCGGGCAUCGACCUGUCCCAGGUGUACGACCUGCUGGAGAAGGGCUACCGCAUGGAGCAACCGGAGGGGUGUCCCCCCAAGGUGUACGAGCUGAUGAGGGCCUGCUGGCAGUGGAGUCCUCUAGAUAGACCCUCGUUUGCCGAGACCCACCAGGCCUUCGAGACCAUGUUCCACGACUCCAGCAUCUCUGAAGAGGUAGCCGAGGAGCUGUGCAAGACUGCCUCCUCUGGCCACGCGGGGCCACUGCACCCCCUGGGCCCAGACAUGCCCCUGCUGCCCUCCAAGUGCCGCACCCUGAAGAAACACACAGAGAACAAGGAGAACAUCGAGGGUGGGCUGGACGGCCGGCUGGACCCUGGAGCUCACACACACUCAGGUCUGGCUGCGGCGUUGCUAGGAGACGGGCGGUCGGGCGGCUCCCCGGCAUUACCGCGGAAACAGCGCGACAAAUCUCCCAGCAGCCUCUUGGAGGACAGCCAGGACGGCACCACGUUCACGCGCAACCGCAAGGCGGCCUUCUUCAGCUCCUUCAUGAAGAAGAAGUCCUCGUCUUCCUCCUCCUCGCCCUCCUCGCAGCUCCAGCAGAACCUCCCCACCCCCCCCAAGAGGAGCAGCUCCUUCAGGGAGAUGGAGACUCAGCCUCACAAGAAGUACGAGCCCCAGGCGGCCUUCUGUGCCCCCAUUCCCCCCCUGCCCGCCCAGGCCGACGGCCCGGGGUUCUCCCCCUCCCACGGAGACGCCAACCACAGCCAGUCCCGCUGCUGCGGCGCCACCUUCGGGCAGAAGCCCUCCUCCAGUGGGGGUCUGGGGUCAGGCUCCCAGGUGGGCAGCAGCAGCAGCUGGGGCAGCCUGGCUGGGUUCUUCACCCCGCGCCUCAUCAAGAGGACCCUGGGACUGCGGACGGGGAAGUCCUCGGGCCCGGAGGACGGAGGAGGAGGAGGGGGAGGGGGGGUUGGAGGGUCGAAGCCGUUUCCCCGGUCCAACUCCACCUCCUCCAUGUCGGCGGGACUGCCGGAUCUGGAGCGAAUGGCCCUGACCCUCCCCAGGAACCGCAGCAAGCCCCCCCUGGAGAGGACGGCCUCCACCACCUCCCAGCCCGAGAACGGGGCCUGCCCGCCCCGCACGCCCUCCGCCUCCGACACCAUGCUGCUCCGCAGGCUGGACGACCAGGGGGCCGCCCAGAUCAGGGAGAGGCCCAAGGCCAAGCUGAUGCCCCGGGGGCCGGGCAGCGGGGCCGGGGUGAGGGCUCCAGGGGUGGGGGGCGAGGCGGGGGCGGCGGACUUGGACGGCACCUCCCGGCUCAGGGACGGGGGUGAGGAACGCCAGGGGUGGUCGUCGCCCUCCAAGGCCCCAGGGGGGGUUGGGAGGGAGGGGGUGUUGUCGGGACAGGCCCCGCCCCACAACCACAAGGUCCCUGUGCUGAUCUCCCCCACGCUGAAGCACAGCCCCGCGGACGUGCACCUGGUGGGCGUGGACUCUCAGGGCAACCGCUUCAAACUGUUAUCCUCCGAGCAUCAAGCAGACCGCGACCGCCCGCGUCUGGUCAAACCCAAGUGUGCCCCGCCGCCCCCCCCCACCCUGCGCCCCCUGCAGCACACCUACAGCGGGGACGGAGAGGAGCAGGGCGGGGGCGUGGUGGAGGUCAACGGGGACGGGAUCAAGGGUCAGAGGUCGGGCCGGGCGGCGGGGCCCGGGACAGGACGACCGUCCGUGCCGCCACCACAAGUGCCGCCCGCACAUUCCUACACUUCCUCUGCCAACAGCAACGCCACCCCUACCAAACUAGCCAACGGAGCCACCAACACUGCCCUCUCCUCAUCAGCGCCCCCCGGUGGCUCCAAGGGGGGCCUGCGUCGGACCAGGCAGGAGAGGGAACGCGUGCCCCCGGAGAGGGUGAGUCGGGAGGCCCUGCUGGAGUGCGCUGAGUGCCUGAGCAUGGCUCUCCACAGCAGCCCUGAGCCCUCCUCCAGCAGCCUGGUCCUGGACGCCGGGCACCAGCUGCUGGACCACUGCUCCGGCUACGUAGACUGUAUCCCCCAGAUGAGGAACAAGUUCGCCUUCCGGGAGGCUGUGGGGAAGCUGGAACUGAGCCUGCAGGAACUGAGGGCCACUUCCUCUUCCUGUGGGGGAGGGCUCCCCGGGGGCCCCACCCUGGACAGCCUGCACACCUGCAUCAAGGAGAUCAGCGACGUGGUGCAGAGGUAGCCUCGCAGAGCUCCCUUGACCUUUGACCCUUUCGGCUCCGGGCCCCCCCCCGUCAGACGUUUUCCCUUUGUUGUGGUUCUAGUUCCGUGUGGGACGAGAAAGAGGGGGGAAUCUCAGGAGUACCUCAGAGAAAUCACUACACAUUUGUUCAACUCUCUAUUGUUUACAGUGGACUGUUUGAUGAAAAACUCCAGUUGAAUUACGCUGUUGCUCUGACCUUAUGUAUAUAUGGUAAAUAAUUGAGGAUGCCCACAUAGAAAUGCUUCAGUUUGCGCCCCCAAAAUUACUUUCGUCCCCGAUUUCAAACGUGUCCACCCGUUAACGACUAAGGCCUUUUUCUAUUAUUUGAAUGUGGCGUGUAUUGUUUAAUAUGGUUGAAUAUCUGUCCCAAAUACAAUAUCGCACGAGUGGAACACGUUUUGAUAUUUAUGUCCAGUUGCCCUGGCACACGGCUUGAUCUUUUCCCUUCUAGUCGAAGGGUAUAGAGGGGGAGGAAAGUGCACAGGGAAGUACGGCAGUGAGGGGAUUUAGGACAGUACCUGAAGUGUCCUUCAGGUGUAGGUUUCUCUGGAUAAACCCUGUGCCUAGAUUCUUCAACGUGAGAACUCAUCUGUGCAAACACACACACACACACACAUUACAUAGACAGACUGAUCUCUCCACCAUAGCUGCAGUAUGUCUCCUGCACACGAGCAAUUUGUACAUUUGUUUGGGUUUUAAAAAUGCUUUUCAGAAUGUCUAUGAACUUGAAUUUUAAAUUAUUGUCGUUUUUUUUGUUUGUUUUUUAAUUAAAAGCACAGACCCUAUUUUGAAAGAAAAGAGGAAAAAAAAUGUAAAUAUUUGCUUAUUUCAUAUACAGGAAAAAAAAAGACUUUACGAUCACAUUGUAAAGUUGAUGUGGGUUCUGAACAGGAGUAGAAGUGGAACGAGAGGUGCUACCAGACUGGGGCCACACCAACCCCAUCUCUCACGUUUUUAAUGAAUGUGUGGUUUUUCUCCACAGUGGAACUGUCGGAACGGCCGUCUCUGUUCAUCCGUGACCUCAGCCUGUCUUCCUCAGGGAAGGUGGGGUGCGACCUUAAAUUCCAGAGAUAGCUACGCGCACCCGGACAGUUUUUGGCAUGACAACUCCACAGUUCCAUUGGUUUCGGUUUCAAUCCUAACGUCAGUUACUCGUAUUUGCAUCGAAGUGCUGUUUUCUGAGCCUCUGUGGUACAUGUUACAGGACCUGUUUUUAAGAACUUUAAUCAAAUUAGCUCAUAUUUAAAUAACGUAUCUAGCUAGCACAAAGUCAUUGUUGCGACUGUUAACAGCAAGUAUAGGUUGAUUGGACAAAUUAAAUGAACGAGAUCAAUUAAGUCAGAAACGUCCAUAUGGGUCGCUCAAGUUGCACACUGAGUAAGGUCUGGCAGUGUUCUAGCACAACUUUUAAGUCAUAGCCCACAUUCCGUUUCCACACCGUGCAGGUCGACUUCAACGUCAUAGAACCUGUAGAAUGCUGACCUGUAGAACGAGCACGCUGAACGGGAUAGUACGUAUGGGAUACCCAGAGGGGAAUGCAGUGAUGGGAUCUAGCAGUUACAUUUAUGGUGACAACCAGGGCGGUGCAACUGUGUUCCUGGAGAGAUACCUCUCUGUGUGGUUUCGCUCCCACCCUAAUCUAGCACACCUGAUUCAAAAACAGCAAUCAGCUUCUUAACCUUUUAAGGAUUUAAUUAGGUUGGUUAUAACUGGGACUCUAGUAGAAACCUACAGGAAGGGUAGCUCUUUGGGAACAGUGUUACAGAUCUCUGGUUCAGUUUUGUGGUCCAUUCCUUAUUUCACAGAUUAUCUUCAGUGUGUUCCUUACAUCGCAUCAAAAGUCUCCAACUAUCUUUUGUUAUCACUGUGAGCUUUGACUAAAUGGAAUGAAAGAUGUUGUUUCUUUUCGCUACUGAAUGCAGCAAUCUUUAUUUCUGAAUAAUUAAUGGUGCCUUUUAUCAAAUGUAAAAAAGAUUUAUCUACAGUGCACUACAAAGUCAAGAAUAUGAUCAACUGCAAUUUAUUUUUACUGUAGAUAUCUUAAGUGCUUUUGUUUUUAGAUUUCUCAUUUUUUGAUUACAUAGUGAUCUAAAGUAUACAUCUAUGACAACAAAUAUUACUGGGAUUAAAUGCCUAAAAUGGUUUCACUCAAACUUGAAGAAAAGUGCAAUUUGUCUCCUGUUUUGGAUCAUGUGUUCGUGUUGGAAAGAUCUGACAUCCUCACAGCCACAAAAUUUAAGUGUUUCUCAUCCGGCAAACGGAGAUGGAUCUAAACGCUUCUCUGUCUCACGCUAUAAAGAUCUGAACCAUUAAACUAUGCCUUCAUUACUUCCUGUCUGCCUGUAUGCUUCUUUGCUGACUGAGCCAAUUUGGCCUUCCAUUUGAUCUGUCCCCUUGUUCUGUAUCUGCUUUCUUCACACCCCCAGAUUGAUCUUAAUCUAAGAUUAUAGAACAUUUGUAUUGGAGAUUCCCCUUUCUGGAGGUGUUUCUUGGCCAAUAGCAAUGUUAGACUGUGCCCAGAAUGAUGCUUCUUAGUCCUGUAUUCAAGUUGACAUCCCAUCUCUAUCUAUCACUUCACUGACCCUUACUAAAGGAAAAACAAUGCCCUUAUCAACCCCAUGCAAUGGGAGCUGAUUAGCUUGUCAACAAGACAAGGCUAAUAAUGUUCUAAUUGGGAAUUUGGACACUUAGUCUUCUCACCAUGUCAGAUUUUUGUUGUUUUUUUUUACAAAUCUUUGAGGAUUCAUAUUUUUUGUUUGCUUUAUUUAUUUUAUGCUUUUGUAUUUAUUUUGUUUAUAUCUGUAUUGGUUUAUGGAUCUGCAGAUGCACUCUCCUGUGUUUGAGAUCUGAACCGUGCCGGGGAACUCAUCAAGUACGCUUCAUUAUUAUACCAAAGGCCUCUUCCACAUCAGUCGUACUAGUGCAAUGAGAAAGGAACACACUUCAUUAUGAGUAUGUGAAUUUAACAGGGAUGAAAAUGGCAGAGGUUAACCUAUUAACUUUUUUAUUGUACAAAAUAUAUAUUUUGUGUGUUUUUAAUUUAAAGCUCACAUAUGAUAUAUUACUGUGAAGUUCUUAUCAGUGUUAAACUUGAUGUAAAUAAUAAAAUUAAAA